Molecule: messenger RNA, 1572 nt
Organism: Sinocyclocheilus rhinocerous
Lineage: Eukaryota; Metazoa; Chordata; Actinopteri; Cypriniformes; Cyprinidae
Gene: cnpy2
Product: canopy FGF signaling regulator 2
Exons: 6
Coding region: 286-840 (184 amino acids)
Cellular component (GO): endoplasmic reticulum
Source: RefSeq, a predicted model, not a curated record
CCACACUCCAGUUCGGCUGGUGGCGGUAAUGCACCAAAGACAGCCAACACAUCUCAAGAAGAAAAACCAGGCUCUCCGGCGGCAGAUCUCAGGUCAGCUCCUAAACUACAAUCAUCCCUGUGUGCACGUCAUCAGUUCAAGAACGCGUGUGUGCGGCGCAUUUAAAGCAAACGGUUUGUAAGUUCACGCGCUGCCUUAAAAUAUGCAUGCGAUUCAGUUCGACGAAUGAAUACAUUAACACAUUGCAUGAUUUUAUUGCUUGAUUGUAUUUCGUGAAAGGUGGGGAUGGAAAAACAUUUUUACAUUGUUAUCGUCUGUGCAUUGAUGUCUUUGCACCUACUGUUGGUCCAAGGAGCCAGACAGGGUCAAGACAUAAAAUGUGGAGCAUGCAGGGCAUUAGUUGAUGAAAUGGAAUGGGCCAUAUCGCAAAUAGAUCCCAAGAAAAUGAUCCAGACCGGAUCAUUUAGGAUUAAUCCUGAUGGCAGUCAGUCAGUAAGAGAGGUUCCAUUUUCCCGCUCUGAGAGUCAUCUGCUGGAACUGAUGGAAGAGGUUUGUGAGAGGAUGAACGAUUACGGUGAACGGGUUGACCCUGCCACCGAUCGGAAGACAUACGUGAGACAUGCAUCCCGUGAUGGCACUGCCAUGGACCUUUCUGAUGUGGCCUUUGACUCCAGAGUCAGCUCUAGUUUAAAGUUUGCUUGUGAAACAAUCGUUGAGCAGCACGAGGAUGAACUUAUUGAAUUCUUUGCUCAUGAGACGGACAACGUUAAAGACAAGCUCUGCAGUAAGAGGACGGAUCUCUGUGACCAUGCCCUGAAGAUGCCUCAUGACGAGUUAUAACAUGAGCCGAGCACAUCAUGCCAGCUUUACCUUCGGAAAACAAUGUUCAACUUCAGUAAACGGACUGAUUCUCUUACUUGUUGAGGACGCUGAACAUACAGAGAUCUACUUAAGUGAUGUUAGGCACAGCAUUGCAUAUGUACUUGACCCUAUGGGUUCACUGUUGACAUGUAUUAAUGGCGUUACCAUCAAAACUGUUCAUCGUCAUUAAUUAAAGCUGACUUUCUACAGCUAAAAAUGAGAUCUCUAUGAGUCUCUCCAAUGGCAUACUUUUAUAUUUAAAUGUCCUUGGAUGCACUUCGUUUUUAGCUUAGAAGAUAACUUGCAGUGUAUUUAUUAUAAGCACAGAUAGAGCGCCUUUGGAGUACCUGGUUCUAGUGGUGAUGUUGUGUCUUGAUAUUUUUUUUUUUUUUUUUUCAGGUCAUGACUCUGAUCAGAUUACUAGUCCUUAAGUCUUAACCAAUUAGGUUAACCCACUAUUAUGUAUUCACUUGUUUUCUUCCCACACAUUAUUGCAUUGGUUAUUGCUUCCAGAUUUGUCAACAUUCGUUUGUGUUUAUGUAUCCAUUGAGGACCAUGUAGUAUUUGUAGUUGUUAUAUUAUUUUAAUAUACUUUAAUAAUAAGAAAGCCCUUUCUUUUAGACACUGAAUGGUCACGGGUGAAUCUGUGCUAAGGACAAUCUUUUUUUUCUUUUCUUUUUUUAAAGCCCAAUAUACAAAAUUGAGCCUUAA